AUGGCCGGUGUUGAUUCUGACCCGGAACAGACGUUCGAAAUUGUAGAGCGAGAUGCGGUACCCGCGCCUUCACCACAACCAAACGACUCACACGAGGAACGGAUCCGUAGCCUACUGAAAUGGCUCCAACCAACCGAUUAUCUCUCUCCGGGCAGUGAGUUCAUGAAGCACUUACACUCAUAUGUACCUGGAACUGGCGGAUGGAUCCAUAAAUCGCCUGUCUUUCGCGCUUGGGCCAAGACCGGCUCCAACUCUGGUCAUGACCGUGAUGGUGGCUCAUGCCUCCACGUCCGGGGAGUUGCUGGCAGUGGAAAGUCUGUCUUUUCAGCUAGUACAGUGCGCCAGUUGCAAGAGUCUGGCAAUAUUGUUCUUUUCUUCUUCUUUCGUCAGAUCGUCGACAAGAACCACAGCGCCAAAUACCUUGUGCGCGAUUUUACCGCGCAACUGCUUCGUCAUUGCCCUACCUUGGUAACCACCUUGACGACUAUAUCGAAGGACCAUGCCAUCAGCGGCAAUGAAGGCCGCCUGGUCUGGCCCGCUCUCGUUGAGGCUCUUACCAAGGGUAUCACAAAGAAUGUGUACUGCGUGGUAGACGCUUUAGAUGAGAUGGAUGAUGGGGACUUCCAGGACAUGGUUGAUCGUCUCGUUGAGCUAGGCACCGCUGUACCUAGUACAGUUAGGGUUAUGAUGACGAGCAGGCCACUGCCAAAGAUUGAACAGGCAUUGAGUAGCCCGGGAAUAGUGAGGUUGAAGCUUGACCCUGCCAUGCUUUUCCCAGAUGUGGCUCGUUAUGUUAACGCCAGGAUGGCCACGCUGGACCCUCCAUUAAGCGAUGACAAAAAUGAGCUGGUGAAGCAGACCAUCUGUGAACGAGCGAACGGACUCUUUCUUCAAGCCAGACUCAUUGCAGAUAAUUUAGCUGAAGGCCUGCGGGACGGGCACAUCACUGAAGAGACUCUGCCUGACAGCCUAGAUCGCCUUCCACGAACACUCCAGGAAGUAUACGAGGGCAUGUUAAAAGAGCAUGCGCGUCGGAGCGGAGUCACAACGGAGCAACAAGCCAAGGUCCUCAUGUGUGUAACGCAUGCGAGUCGACCGUUGCGACUAAUUGAGCUUGGAUCGCUGCUUUCUAAUAUGCUACACAUAAGUCUCAGACAAGGAAAAGACCUGGUGCGGCAGAGUUGCGGGAGAUUAUUGGAACUCCUGGAAGAUGAAAGCGUGAGCGUCAUCCACCAUUCAUUUACCGAGUUUCUGCAUGAUGCCACGAGAAAGGAAAACGCAGCUGCUUUCCCUGUGCUUGAUGACAUAGCUUCACAUGAGAUGCUAUCGGCGCUAUUGUUGGAAUAUCUCAACGGUUGUCCGCAUUUCGACGUUACCAUUGAUGACAAUAGAGACGUAAACUACGAAGAUUAUUCUUGGGCAAACAAGGAGAGGGCAAGCAGAGGGGAUAUCGUAACUAACUUGCGAAUCUCACAUCCUCUGGUCUCCUACGCUGCUGAAAAUCUCACCUUUCACCUCAAGAACGCAUCAGCGCGGCCGCUCACUAUUGCUCGAGAAGCUCUGUCCCGCUAUUUAUGCCCCGGAGAGCCAGCGUUUGAGACGUGGAUACUGAUGAAUUGGAGUAACCGACUAUCUGCCUCUUUUACUGUUUUCCACCUUGCUACUGCUAUGCGAACGCCCCUCGCCAUGCCAUUGGCGGUAGUCGAGCAUUUUGAGGAGAAAGAGCCAACACUCCUUGACACUCGUGAUGCAGAUGGCCGUACGCCACUGUCCUACGCCGCUGAGCAUGGUCAUGAUGACAUUGCCCAGUUUCUGCUUGCUAAAGGGGCAGAUGCAGAGUCGGGCGGCAAAGAUGGUCGAACGCCUCUACACUGGGCAGCAUUAAAGGGGCAUUCGGGAAUUGUUCGACCUUUAUUAGCUGCUGGUGUUGACCCAAUGAUUAAAACACUUCCACUCCGCAAGGUAUAUGAUCGAUAUGAUGAAUACUGGAGGCACUAUUCAAAGGAGCAAGCCGAGAGCAUGAGAGAGACUGCCUUGACUUAUGCGUUUCGGGGCGACAAUCCCCAGGUUGUCCAGGCAUUCAUGCCCUUCGUUCCACCAGCUGAGAUGAAUAAAUUUUUCCACCAGGCCAAUGACGUGAAGAACAUAGAGACCAUUCUAAGCACGGGCAAAGUCGAUAUUGACUGCUUCCGGGACGGCAAAACAAGGCUGUAUAGGGCAGCCAAGGCCCACGAUCCGGAUAUGAUCAGGUUACUCCUCAAGCAUGGCGCAGACCCGAACAAGAGAUGCACUCGAAACCGAUUCUACAACGACAAGAUCACUCUGCAAGCUGACACUGAACGAGGACCAACACCUCUCCAUGGGUUUUCCUCUCCUGAUGAUAGGCGCAUCUUUAUGAGUGAAGGUGCGAAGAAGGCGGAAGAGUGUGUCCGAGCGCUCAUAGAAGCCGGUGCAGAUGUGAAUGCCAGAAUGGAUCCUGAAUAUUCUUUCUGUGGCAAGAACUUGACGCCUCUACAUCUCGCUGUGCAGAAGACUGGCGCAACGAUUGGAUACUGGGGUUCAUUGGACAAGUCUGAAGAGAUUGCCGCCAAAGCGCUCCUCGCAGCAGGCGCAGACCCUAAUGCCAGGACAGACACGGGAGACACAGCUUUGCAUAUCGCUAACCCAGAGACACCCGGGGUGCUUGAUGUGCUUGUUGAAUAUGGAGCAGAUAUCGAUGCCAUGAAUAACAAGGGAAGAACGCCUUUGCUUGAAAUCGUAGUCAAGAUGGCCUUUUGGUCUAGACAUGACAACCUUAAACCGGACGUCCGUACAUUCCAAAAGCUCUUGGAUCUCGGGGCUGAUGUACACACUACGGACAAGAACGGAGAGAAUUUUUUCCAUCACAUUAUGCAGAGCAUCGAAUUCUUCUCCAAAAAGGAGUUUUCCCCCUUUAUUCGGCAUCUAUUAGACUCUCGCGUGGACCUGAAUCGGCGGAACCUCGCGGGCCACCCGCCUCUGUGGAAAUAUAACGAACGCAAAUAUGCGCUGCCUCCUCUUACUGACAGUGACGAAGAGAUUCUCCGAAUGCUUAUCGAAGCGGGCAUGGAUAUAAACGAAUGCGACGGGGAGAAAGGCGAGACAAUUCUAUGGGUCCUCCUCUCGAGGUUCAAACAGAACCUCGAUGUCGUACGAAUGUUCAUCCGUCUGGGCGCUGACCCCAGUGUGUCCGCUAAAGAUGGUGGAACACUGUUGCACGCUGCGGCGAAGGAUAUGAAGAAAGCAGAGUGGUUCCGCUAUUUGAUAUCGGUAGGCGCAAAGCCCAAAGUGCCCGGCGCUGGAGGGGACACACUCAUUCACAUGGUUCUUCGCUCGGCUGACCAGGGCAUUCAACUCCCAGAAAUACUGCAAGUUCUGAUCGAAGCUGGUGUUGCGCCGCUUGCCAAAAAUGGAAAUGGCCAGACGGCGCUGCAUGUGGUGAAGAUGGAGAACGUUCUGGAAUAUGUGCUCAAAAGCCCUAUUUUCAAAGGGUUGAAUAUCAACGAGCAGGACGUGAACGGCCUUACCCCCUUACACAACGCUGUAGCUCUUGGAGAAACAGCUAUAGCGAAUCUUCUUCGUGCUGGAGCUGACCCAACUAUCCUCGCGGCGGGGGAUCUCUCCCUGCUACAUCUCGCCUCCCGUACGGGGGAGUCUUGCGUUGUCAGCCUCCUCCUGGCAGAGUACAAACGUCGAGGUGUGCUUGAGCAAUACGUGAAUCUUCUAGGCGAGGACAGAGCACCACUACAUUAUGCCUGUCGUUUUGGACGGCCGGAGACUGUCUGGGAGCUACUCCGCAAUGGCGCAGACCCUUUGUUGUUGGAUAGGAAGGGCCUUAUGCCGCUCCAUGCCAUGGCUGAAUUUGAACCUUUGGGUGAUCGACACUGGCACAAAACCCACACAGCAGAUAUUGUCGUCAUGUUGCACCAAGCCGGAGUCGAUUUAUCAGUCGAGGCAGUCGUUGAAGAAGAAGACGGGAGGACCCGGACUGUAACCCCCCUGGAUCUGGCGGUAGAGAAGAAGUGCUGGGAUAUGGUGCGCGCGCUGGUUACACGUGGCGUCAAAGCCCGGGACAACUACAUAGAUUCCCCGGAGUUCAUCUUGGCUACGGAUAAACACAAAGCAGCCGAAAAAGCCCGUACUAUCUCGACUACAUUGCCUGAUAAGCAUCAUGGUGGCAUGUGGCGAGGGCGAUGGGCAACUCCUCAUGAAGCAGAUCCUCCUCUCAGCGAAGAAAAGCUAUACAUAGCUGGCGGACAGACCAUAUUGGAUAUAGAGGCUGGCGGGGAGGUUGGAACUACCGUACUGGACCUCUUGAAGCGUGCUCUCCAUGACGGGGAUUACGACAGUAUUAAAGAGUAUGCAUUGAUGGGCGGUGACGUGCUUAGAUUGGGCGAGUCUAAAGAUGAUGUGUCUAUGGAUGAAGGGUUUGAAGAUGAUGUGUCUAUGGAUGAAGGGUCUGAAGAUGAAGGGUCUGAAUAUGCCGCGUCUGUGGAUGCCGGGUAUACGAAAGAUACUCUCCUGCAUUUCCUCGUCGAGGGAGGAUAUGUAGACCUGCUGGAGUACUUUGCCGACAAAGUGACCGUUUUUGAAGGCCAGGAUUGGGUUCAGACAGACGAGAAAAGCUGUGCCACGCUUCUCGGCACAGCCUGUAAUCGGAGCCUCCCAUCUUUGAACAUUAUACAGAUGCUCGUCGACAAGAUGGGCGUUGAUGUCAAUGCUGUCUAUAACCGAUAUGGAUACUCUUACAAGUUGCGAGGAGCCACCGCACUGCACAUCCUUGCGAGUGGUUCUCAGUUCUGGCAGAUCGAGGCGCUCGAAUACCUUCUCUCGAAAGGGGCGAAUAUCGAAGCGCUGAACAAGGACGGCAUGACACCGUUGCUGGCGGCUCUAAGCCAUGCAGACCCGGAUGGUUAUUGGCGAGAAGAGACGGUACGCGUACUACUGAAGCAUGGGGCCAAUGUCAAUGCGAUUACUGCGCGGGAGGAGGACUCGUAUGGUCGGUCCAUCCCUAAACUCUCGGCAUUGGAGAUGUCGGACCAGGCAGGGAUCACGAGACUCUUGCUCGAGAACGGAGCGGAUGCCAAGUGCGUACCGGGUCUCAUCGCCCGUAUGGUGGCGAAAGAGAGCGAUGUAGAGGUGAUCAAGGUGCUGUUGGAAGCUGGAUUGGAUCCGAACGAGCUACCAGUACCUUGGACGGAGAGAGAGGGCAACAAUCAUGAGCUAGGAAUCGUACGUUAUGCGCUCCACGAGGCAUGUCGACCGUCAACCAAGGAUCAUCCACUGCCAGAUAGUCAUUCACGAAAGCAGGCAACGAUAGAGCUGUUGCUCUUGCACGGCGCUGAUCCAUCUGCACUGUACCCAGAUGGAAGAUCUUUGCUCCAGUGUAUUGUGGAGGACCAGGGUGAAAUAGAGUACCUCCUCCCUCGACUAUCACAAAAGGAUAUCAACUGUAAGGGCCAGAAUGGACGCACCAUUUUAAUCUCGGCUUGCGUCUCGUAUGUUCCUCCAGAGCCACAAUACAAGUAUCGCGGAUGGAAAGUACCAACCCCGAGUAUCGUGACGGGUUCCAUCCUCAGUUUGUUAAAGCACGGGGCUGACGUCCUCGCCGUCGAUGACGAAGGACGUACAGCGCUGCAUUGGGUCAGCGCGCUUCCUGGGAAAUAUGAUGAGCAGCAGCGACAGGCUCUUAUUGCUCUGGUUGAACACGGUCCAGCUGCUAUCAACAUAGCCGACAAGCAAGGCCGCAAGCCUCUCCACUUGGCACUGGCGGCGUAUGCUGGUAGCCUCCAGGAAUCCCUAUUUGCAAUCGAGCACCUCAUAUCCGCAGGCUCCAAUAUAAAUGAGCCGGAUCCCAUAACGGGGAACUCAACUCUACACCAGCUCGCACUGCGUCUAGUAGGCCACGCCGGAAGGGCUGCCGAAGCCACCGCACUCUUUCGCCAGUUUUCCGCCAGUCUCGACAUCAAUGCCCGGAACGACUUGGGCGAGACUCCAGUCAUGGUUUUCUUGGGUGCUGGGUGGGAAGGCACACGCGACCCAACGCGAGCCGUCUCGCAUCCGAGAUACGCCAUUGCCCAUGAUGUGACGCACGCGACGGCCUUGGACGUCUUUAUCGAUCUAGGUGCUGAUUUGAUGGCCGUGGACGCACGGGGGCAGACACUGCUGCAUGCAACAGCGAUGCGCGAACUGCCAGAUGUUAGCUCGAAUUGGGAUCAGAGCGAAGAUCUCGAGGGGGCGUUUAAGAAGUUGAUGGAGCUUGGUGUUGAUCCGCGUAGAGAGGAUGCUGAGCUGAGGACGGCCAUUGACAUUGCUGUUGCAAGGAAAUUGCGUGGAGUCAUCAAGUUAUUCGAAGAGAAGAGGGUAGAGAAGGCGGAAGAGGGCGAUGGUGAGGGCAGUGAUAUUGAAGAUUGGGGGCUUUAAUAUUUUGGGUUGAGCGAUGGAGUUGGGCUGGCGAUAUGGAUAGAAACAACUACCUGCUAAUAAUGAUGAUGUUUUCAAUUCAAGGG
Molecule: messenger RNA, 6527 nt
Organism: Trichoderma virens Gv29-8
Lineage: Eukaryota; Fungi; Ascomycota; Sordariomycetes; Hypocreales; Hypocreaceae
Exons: 1
Coding region: 1-6441 (2146 amino acids)
Molecular function (GO): protein binding
Source: RefSeq, a predicted model, not a curated record